AUGAGGUGGUGUGUUGCUGUCGUCUUGGUGGUGCUGCAGCUCUGCAGCCCGGCGCUGCAGUCUGACCCUCUGCUUUACAUGAUGCAGGAUGGGCAAGAACAACACAAAGCAUGGCUUAACCCUGCAUUGGAAAACAUCGUCCCAUCCCGAGAAGUCUCAAAAUCUGCCAAAAUUCGAGACAUCCCAGAAACUGAGACGACCUCACGCUCCUUCCCAAUGUUUGGGGAAUACACCAACCUCAAGUGGGUGCCAUGGAACGGCUCCCUCCCAAACGGGGCCGUCGCCAUCUUCAACGGCUACACCGAGCGUACCGACUACGUGUGCAAAGUCAACUGCGAGGCCGGCUUCUACACCACCAGCAAAGGGAAGUUCUGCCAGUACCCGUACGCCGACAGCGAGUACAAGUCAUCAAAGUUUGAUGUGCUCGUCAACGUGGACCACUUUGAGUUCCUGCAGUGGGUGGAGGAUUCUUACGGAUCAGUCCCUCAGUACGCCAUCAAAACCUGCCCCAACUCAGACAUCUACGUGGGUAAAAACAAGUAUGGGCUCGGCAAGGUCGUGACCCGGCACGAGGCCUUCUUCCUCCCCUAUGAGGGUGAAGAGUACUGGUACAAAGACUACCAGGUCCUGGCUGUCAACACAGAGAGCUACAGCCAGCACAUCUCCCACGUCGAGUACGGCAUCGACCAGAUGGAGCUCUUCUACUAUCCUCCGGAGGCCCUGCAGCUCGCCAAGGUCACCAACCUGGAGUGUAAAAGCGUGGAGAAGACGGUGUCUCUGGAGAAGACCAGCUCAGUGUCAAAAACCUGGGACAUCGGCAGAGAGACCAGAAACAGCUCUGUCUCCACCAUGAAGGCCAAAGUCCCCAUCCUGGGCCCGGGGACUGUGGACUUCACCAAGGAGCAGACGGUGACCUUCUCAGAGGGAACCACCAUGACGGAAACUAUGAGUCAUGCCGUCACCGUGCAGCUCCUCGUCCCACCCAACCACUCCUGCACCGUGAGGAUGGAGGGCAGGAAGAUGACGGCCGACAUCCCCUUCACUGGCCGGCUGAGCAGAACCAACCACAACGGAGAGACCCACUGGACGUACAUCACAGGAACCUACGACGGCGUGAACGUCGGGGAGAUCAACGCCGUGGUGGAGAGGUGUAAGCCGGUGGAAGAUGCUGAUCCCUGCCCCCCAGAAGAAAACUGA
This is a messenger RNA of Cheilinus undulatus (humphead wrasse), 1197 nucleotides long. Its product is annotated as natterin-3-like. The record is from RefSeq and is a predicted model, not a curated record. Lineage: Eukaryota; Metazoa; Chordata; Actinopteri; Labriformes; Labridae. The coding region runs from base 1 to 1197 and encodes 398 amino acids. The transcript has 2 exons.